GCACGCGAUUCUGCAGCUGGUGUUCACUUGGGAGCAGCAACAUUCACGAGGAGAAUUUGAUCUAGAUUUGAAGUACAAAAUCGACUCUACUUUAAUGACCCAGAUACAGAAACUCGAGUGACCACACAUUUCUUUCUCCAGAUUGUUAAUACCUGGACCGACUUUUCCUAGCUCGCGCAGAGCUCGCAAUUAAUUUUCGGAAACACCUCGCGGAGUCAUAAUCUGUGCCAGCCCUCAACACCAGCGUUCUUCCGCAUUUCGAGAGCCCACGGUUGUCUUUAAUAGCUGCUACACAGGCGGUAGAUUCAUCGUCAGCUACAAAGAUGCCUACCAUCAGCGUUGACAAAGCGGAGCUCUACAAAGCUCUCGGGCAAGAGUACACGACUGAAGAGUUCGAGGAACUAUGCUUCGAAUUUGGGAUAGAACUCGACGAGGAUACAACAGACCAAGAGCGACCCAUUGUCAAUGGGAAGCAGGAACCUCCACAACUCAAAAUCGAAAUCCCGGCCAAUCGAUAUGACAUGCUCUGCUUCGAGGGUAUAGCUUUGAUGCUCAACAUUUUCCGCGAAAAGACGCCAUUCCCUGACUACAAAUUGGUCAAGCCGAAAGGAGGGAAGAUGCAGACCAUCACCGUUAGUCCAGACACUCUCAAGGUUCGGCCAUAUGUGUCCGGUGCCAUUCUCCGUAAUAUCAAGUUCACCAAAGCUUCAUAUGACUCCUUCAUAUCACUUCAGGACAAGCUUCACCAGAACCUUGCAAGGCAAAGAACUCUGGUAGCUAUUGGUACUCAUGAUUUGGACACGAUCAAAGGCCCUUUCACCUAUGAAGCCCUGUCGCCAAAGGACAUCAAGUUUGCGCCUCUGAAUCAGACCAAAGAAAUGAAUGGCGAGGAACUCAUGCAAUUCUAUGAGAACGACAAGCAUCUCGGAAAGUACCUUCACAUCAUCCGAGACAAGCCUGUCUAUCCCGUCAUCUAUGAUUCUCAGCGUAUCGUGUGCUCCAUGCCACCCAUUAUCAAUGGCAACCACUCGAAGAUCUCACAGAACACCACCAAUGUUUUCAUUGAGAUGACGGGAACAGACCGAACCAAGCUUGAGAUUGUGAAUCAUAUCAUGGUUGCUAUGUUCUCAAUGUAUUGUACUGAGCCAUUCACAAUCGAACCUGUCGAGAUCAUCUCAAAUCACAAUGAAGAGACAAGAACCACUCCUGAUUUCAAGCCUCGAUUGGCUGAGGCGGAGGUUGACUACAUUAACAACUGCUGUGGCCUGAAGGAGUCGCCCGAGAGAAUUUGCGAGCUGCUCACCAAGAUGUGCUAUACUGCUAAGCCAUCCAAGAAGGACAAGAACAUCCUCGACGUCUCGAUCCCGGUAACCCGUGCUGAUGUUCUUCAUCAAUGUGAUAUCAUGGAAGAUGUUGCUAUUGGUUACGGCUUCAAUAAUCUUCCAAGAACAUCACCUAACAAGGCCUCGACAAUUGCGCAACCUCUGAUGAUCAACAAGCUAGGUGACAUUGUUCGUAUGGAAGCAGCAAUGGCUGGCUGGAGUGAAGUGAUGCCGCUAAUCCUCUGUUCACACGACGAAAAUUUCGGCUGGCUGAAUCGAAAAGACGACGGCGAGACGGCUGUGAAGCUUGCGAAUCCCAAAACUGCAGAGUACCAGGUUGUGCGCACCUCAUUACUUCCUGGUCUCCUAAAGACCAUUCGAGAAAAUAAGAAGCACAGCGUGCCUAUCAAAGUUUUCGAGGUCUCAGAUGUUGCCUUCAAGGACAUGUCUCUGGAAAGGAAGAGUAGGAAUGAGAGGCACUUCGCAGCUGCUUGGUAUGGCAAGACGAGUGGGUUCGAAGUCGUUCACGGCUUGCUUGAUCGUGUUCUCUUGAUGCUCAAGACUGCUUUCUUGACUCACGAGGAUGGUCUCCAGGGCAAGAGGCUGGACUACGAGGUCAAGGAGGACCCAUCGAAGCCGGAUGGAUACUGGAUCGAGGAAAUUGAUGAACCAACAUUCUUCGCUGGGCACGCUGCUGCUAUCUACCUCCGAAUCGACGGAAAGCAAGCUCGCAUCGGCGAGUUUGGAAUCUUGCAUCCCACCGUUCUCGAUAAGUUUGAGUUGAGAUAUCCUGUGAGCACACUAGAGAUCAACUUGGAGGUCUUCUUAUGAUCAUGUUUCUACUAUACAGUGAAGACGGCGUACUGCUCACCAAAAGAAUUUAGAUUUCAUGAAUGAUGAGCUAUUCAAUGACAUGAUACAUGAUUCUCGUAAA
Mollisia scopiformis is the source of this 2256-nucleotide messenger RNA. Its product is annotated as phenylalanyl-tRNA synthetase. The transcript is spliced from 3 exons. Lineage: Eukaryota; Fungi; Ascomycota; Leotiomycetes; Helotiales; Mollisiaceae. The record is from RefSeq and is a predicted model, not a curated record. Bases 324 to 2153 code for a protein of 609 amino acids. Gene Ontology annotation, cellular component: cytoplasm; phenylalanine-tRNA ligase complex. Gene Ontology annotation, biological process: phenylalanyl-tRNA aminoacylation. Gene Ontology annotation, molecular function: magnesium ion binding; RNA binding; phenylalanine-tRNA ligase activity.